Solenopsis invicta (red fire ant) is the source of this 3871-nucleotide messenger RNA. RefSeq names its product RNA-binding protein 33. Bases 74 to 3409 code for a protein of 1111 amino acids. The record is from RefSeq and is a predicted model, not a curated record. NCBI's taxonomy places the organism in Eukaryota, Metazoa, Arthropoda, Insecta, Hymenoptera, Formicidae. Gene Ontology annotation, molecular function: RNA binding. The transcript is spliced from 12 exons.
UCUACUUUGCUACGUCUCACUCCGAACGCCUCGGCUCCGUUUUGUCCUACAAGAAGCUGUAACUUACAUCGUAAUGUCAGAGCACUAUCGUAGAGAGCGGUCGUUGCGAGCCGCCGCGACCGCGCUUCCGCUUGGCGUAGGCAGUGAUGAUACCUUACUGGACGAAGACCUCGGGGACGAGGAGUACGAUCUGGGUAACGACGAGGAGGAAGCCCUCCUAGCAGAUGACUAUGAACUAGAGAGGCAGAAUAGCUAUAAGGGAGAAGAGGAAACAGAUGAUGUACUGGACUUAGGAGUCACGGACGCGCUCGACGACUUAGACGCCGAAGACGAAAAUAUAGAGUUUAGUAGAGGCAAUACUGAUAAACGUAGCGAUAACGAUUUCUAUAAGGACGGAGAACAUCCGGAGGCACAGUCGACGUCAUAUUACGAGCAAGACGACAAUGCAGAGUACGCGAACGAGCACGAGGCGUUGCCUCAGUCCAGCAGAAAUUCGGAAUCCAGUAACGUUAACAUUUCUAAUAACAUCGGCAUGGGCGAUCUGCGCGAGAAGUUGCAGAAAAACGUGUCGAAAUGCAUUUACGUCGGCAAGGGGCAGGGAAUGGAGGACGAUGACUGCGAAGAAGCGAAAGAGAGGCGGAACAGAUUUCAAAACGAGCGUACGAUGAUUUCUCCAAAGAUGAACAAUGAUAUUCCGGAUACCUUAGAAAAUGUACUCACGUCGGAGCCAUCCAGAAUGCCGUUCAGAGGAAGAGGACGGGGUCGCGGGACAAGAGGAAGCAGAGGAGGAGGAAGAUUUAACAUACAAAGUACUGGAAACUUUAAUCCCAGAUUUGGUACGGCACGACCAGGUUUUGAAAAUCAGCCGCCUACGUGCAGACCGCCGCUAAUAGAGACCAGACCCCCGUGUCUCCUUGGCGUACCAAGUAACGUACAAAAUCAGCAGAUGAUGUACCAACAAGCUAAUCCACAACAACCCUUUCAACAGCCCUUCGGCCCGAACGGUCCGAUGCAAGGGCCGCCGGCGCAAUUCGCGGAGAACAGACCGCAGUUCAAUCCCGGGCAGUUCCAGGGCCCCUUGGGACCGCGUCCGAUCGGCUCGAGGCUGCCCGAGUAUGGACCUAGAGGUCCCUUGACGGGAGUAGGAUCUAUGCAGGGACCGAGCUACAAUUGUCCGCCCAAUCAGCCGCCGUAUCAUUUGCCGAUGCAACCGCCGUUCCAAAAUCCAGCCGGUAUCAUGCCGGAGAAUCGACCGAUGCAGGGUAAUCAGGGGCCUUUGUUGCAAGGAAAUCCGGGUGGAGGAUCGCUCCUCGGUAAUCCGAACAUGCUACUGCCGCCUGGGAAUCCGCCGAGUAUGCUGCCACCAGGGGGAAAUCUGCCAAUGCCGCCGAUGCAGGCGUUUCCGCGCCAGCAGCCCUCUCAGGGCCCACCCAUGCAAAACUUACCACCGAAUAUGCAAAUACCUAGUCAACCGCCCUUCGAAAAUAGACUGCCGCCGUUCCAAGAAUCUCAAUUUGAAGGCCGGGGUUCCUAUGACGCAAGGACUAGUUACCAUCCUGAUCAAGUACCCAAUAGCCAAUUUAAUAAUGCGAUGCCACCGGUACCACAACAGUCGGUAUCUAAUGUGUCACACGGUGUGUCUUUGCCUCCAGGCCACAAGAUUCUAAUCAAUCCUCAUUUCAGAGGCACCGUUCAACCUGCGAACGAGGCUCGGCUUGCUUGGGAUUCUAAUCAACAAGUACAACCACAAGCUUCUCACGGCGGACAAUUUCCACAAGCCCCUUCAUCGUAUCCGAAUCAAGGGUCCUACAACCAGUCUCAGCAAGGUCCAUUGCAGCAUCAACAGAACUAUCAACAAAAUAAAAGUGAUGACCCGUAUGCAUAUUUUUCUGACGUAUGGCAAGAAAAUAGACCUCAGAGACCUCAAAAUAUGAGUCCGAGCAAGCAUUAUCCUUCCGAUAAUAAUUAUUCUCGCGAAAGUAAUUAUAACGAUAAUAAAUAUAAAUCGGAAAGCCAAUGGGAUCAAAGAGACAAUUAUCAAGAGGAUCACAGAGGAUCUCACCAGAGUUAUCGGGAAAGAGAUGCCCUGCGAGCAAGAAACGAUCAUGUGCAAAGAAGUAGAACGCCGCCGAAUGUGUAUCGCAACGAGCCUUAUGAACAAAAGAGCUCUAGACCGAUAAAUGUGCCCCGUGGAAUAAACAGGCCUCUACAAAAGAGAAUCUCUGAAUCAUUGGAUAAAGGACCGCGGGAAAUAAGUCCGAAACGCAGUAAACCGCCUAAUAGAAAUCUUCAAGAGGUGCCAAGAAUGGAUAUAAUAAACGAAACCGUUGCCGAUAAGGAGGAAGAGGAUAAUGAUCCAGAAAUGCAGGAAUACCGCAAGAAAAUGGAGGAGCAGAAACGUCUUCGGGAAAAGUUGUUACGCGAGAAGGAGAACAGGCGUAAAAUGGCUGCGAUAGGAAAACAAAAUGAAGACGUGAAGUCCGGUUUGUGUAUCACUGCAGUGAACGAAAAUACGCAGCAAGAAGCGAAAUCGGUGACCGGAAACGUUAACGACAACACUAUUAAAACUCGCCCUGGUGUUGCUAAAGGACGCAAUCGUCCUGUCAAUACACAGAGCACAGAGGUAGCAGACAGACCAUCUAAUGUACGAAUUAUCAGAACCAUACAAACCAACGAUUUAUCAGACAUGAGUGGUGUUAAAAGUAAUUCCGGACCUGCGAUUAAUCAAGCCAUUGACAGUGUACAAACGAGACAAACGGUGCAACAAUCUGGUGUGCGGAGAGUUGUGAUACAAAAGCCUCUGUUGAAUUCGCAAAAGAUUGCCACCACAAUACAAAAGACUGUCUGCAAUUUGCAAAAAAAUCAGGGAUUGCAGCAAAAAGUAUCUAACCCGCAGAUUGUACAGACACAGAAAGUUUUGCAGAAUCAGAGUAAUGUAUUACAAAAAUCGACGAUUGUCGGUUCGAAAACCGCAAUCGUCAAUCAGAGAGUGAUGGCACAUAAAACACCGGGCGGUCUACAGAAAACUGUGAUUAACGAUAGCGCAAACGUUCAUGGCCAAAAAGUCACGAAUACGCAGCAAAAUUCGCAGCGAAUUGUACUGCAGAAGACUGCUGUCCAAGCAAAAAAGUUACCCGAGAUAAAGACAAAUACAGUUAAAUUAGAAAAUUUGGCCGCGAGCACGUCUGAGGCCCAAAUCAGACGUAUGUGUCAAGCCAUCGGAACCAUUGAGAGCAUACGCAUGGGCGAGGGUAACGCGACCAUUGUAUUUAAGACGCAAUCUGCCGCCAUGGUGUUUCACAAGAAAUACCAGCGUAAAAUGCUCGAUCUAUCGCUGAUAACCGUUCGUCUCAUACCGCAAAAUGCAUCCGGGAAUAAAGCGGGCACAACGGUUGUAAAGAAAUCCUAAGCGGGGAAACAGAGAAUCUCUUAGUAUAUCUUUAAUGUUAAUGUGAUGUAAGCCGCGACUUCUAGAUGAUACUACUCUCGUUUCAAGGUUUAUCCUUAUCUGUUUAAUAGAGAUAUAAAAAUAAAUAUGUAUCUAUAUUUUAUAUAUAUAUAUCCAAAUACAAACACACAUAUGCAUAUAUACACACACACACAUAUUCGUAUAUAAAUUUCCAAAAAUAUAUAAUACACUGCAGAAACUUGUAAAUUUCAGAAGAUUCAGUUUCCCAUAGAACAUUAAUGUAAAUGAUGACUUUUCGAAACACUCGAACAUAUAUUGAAUGCCAUCAAAUUAUUAUUUAUGGAUUUAUUUGUACAUAUGAUGAAAAAUUGUAUAUUUCGUAUAAAAUAAUUUUAAUGUAAUGAUUUGCAUAUAAAAUAAAAUUAUUCGCAACAAUAUGUUAAUAUAAGAAGAGGAUAGUAA